AUGCGUCAUGCGUUGGACGAUCAAAAGUGUGCGCAUGAUCUCGAGGUUGAACGUUUGAGUAGAACGCAUCAAAUUCAGAUUGCGACGAUGGAUAGUAAAUUGUGUGAAGCCGAAAAGCAAUCUGAGCAGUUGAUCCGCGAUAAAAAAGCACUUGAGGCUACACUUAGUAAGGAUACGAAUCAAAAAGUUGUUGGGUUAUCGAAGGAGAUCAGCAGUUUGAAUGCGGCGCUUGAGAUGAAAUCGAGUGAGAUGAAGCAAUUGCGACACAUCAAUGCCAAACUACAACUUAAAGCCGAAGAGAUACCAUCAAAAGAUAUUGAAAUCAGCAAAUUGAAACACCGCGUUUAUGAGCUGAAACUGCUUGUUGAUCAGAAAGUUAACACAGAAAAGAUAUUAGCGGCGAAAUAUGAAGAAUUACAGCGUUCAGCACGAAGUCAUGCAAUGAUGUCCGAAUCAAUGUUGAAGGAGAACGAUUUGUUGCGAUAUAAAAUCGAAGAAAUGGAGUCAUCUACCUCAGAAAGUGAACACAAUCUGCCUAAGCAACAAGUUGAUGUCUCAAUAACAACUCCUGUAAGCACUCAUCACCAAUCGGUCACUUACCGUUCUCGACCAGCACAAAGCGAUAUUCGACCGUCAUCAUCUACACUACCAUCGAGGCUUACCAGAUCACAUCAAGAUUAUCGUAUGCGACAAUCAGGAGACGAUAAUGCUUUGACGCGUUCGAUAAUAUCAGUUUAUCUGGAGCAAGGACGAAAUCGAUUGAGUGGUUCGAAUGCGGAUACCAUUUAUGCACCUGAGGGCACCUUCAUUGCGCGAGGAAAAGGAGCUCCGCGUAGGCUAUUAUUCAAUGACACGAACGAUGAUCACGAUGCAGACGAUGAAGGCUCAGCACGACGGAUGAGACCAUGUGAUCCUGGUGAUGGUACUUAUUGUGAUACGGUGACUGACAGCGGUAUAUCGUUGUGA
Molecule: messenger RNA, 966 nt
Organism: Anisakis simplex (herring worm)
Lineage: Eukaryota; Metazoa; Nematoda; Chromadorea; Rhabditida; Anisakidae
Source: the annotation of a GenBank genome assembly